AUGCUGAGCUUCUUCACGAGCGAGACCUUGGAGCAGGACUACGGUGGCCGCACGGUGAGCUUGCUCUCUCUGCGGAACGACAACAGGCAACUGCCGCAGUCGUUCGACUGUGAGCGGUGCGAAUUCAAGAGCGGCACCUGGGCAGACGCCAAGAGGGCGCACAGGAAACGACUGCAAGAGGCCGCUGCCCUCGAAGAGGCCACUGCUGCAGCAGCACCUGCCAAGCCCGACCACCACAGCCACCAGGCCUUGACGCAAAUGCCCGCUGAGAUUCUCUUGACGAUCAUCGACACUCUCGAAUUCAGGGAUCUAACUGCCUUUGCGCAGGCUUGGACUCGUGUCAGCGACCUCAUCGCACAGGCGGAUGUUGUUCGGCUGCGGGAGUUGCAGUGCUUCUGCACCAAGGCCAACUUCAAUAGUGCCAAACUAGGCGUCGGUGUCUCACUCGAUGGAAAGGGCGCCAAUAAGUCGAUCGAGUCUGAGUUCGACCUUCUCUCGGAAGAGGGCUUUGGGAAGCUCGGCAUCAGGAAGUCCGUCCACGGAAUCAACUUCAGCCACUGGUUGCCUCUCCCCAUCUCGCACCGGCACUGGGCUCAGGUUCGGGGCGACGCCAAGGUGACACUCACCCAGAUCGGAGAAUAUGCGGGCCUGGGCCGUCGCCUGACCAUCGACGUCCUGGCCGCCUUCAUGAACGACGUUGUGGUGCGCCUCAACAAGCAGGCCGAAGAGCCCGCCAAGCCGCGGGCCGUUGCCUUGCCCAGGUGGGCCAUGCCGGAUCUGUGGUGGGCGAAGCCCUCGGCGCCGGAAAGCACGCUGCGCCAUGCGUCCGAAAAGGCCAUCGAGUCGUAUUUCCACCUCUUCCACAUGCUCGUCUGCUUCGCCACCGAGGACAGGGAGCUCGUCGAGACGGCGAACCGGCGCAUCCGCGUCUUCGCCUCAGGCCAGCGCCACAAGUCCGUCUGCCCGAACCUCGGCCACCUGCUCGUCUACCUCCUCAUCAGUGACGUCGAGAUCACAGAACUGCUGCGCAAGGACAUCAUCACCGAGGCCAUCACGCGCAACGUCGUCUGGCUCUUCGACAAGCGCGGCGCCGACAUGCCGGAGCUGUCGUACCUCGAGCCGGACGCCGAGUCGCCCUACCGCCUGAAGAGGACGUUUGAGGGCGGCCGCACGUCGUACCGGCUGCUCAUGUUCUCCGAGUUGUUCCGCCGCACCGCGCGGCCGGGCCACGGAAAGCCACUGCAGCAGGUCAGGGAGGAGCUGUUUGACCGCCACGGCGCGCCGCCUCGGGGGGCGGCUGCUGCGCUGGCGGCCGAGGUGCGGCGCCUGCACGAGGUGGACAACUUCUACGACUUCUUCAGGGAGAUGGGCCUCCAGAAGAUCCCUGGCGUCAGGUGCUUCACGGCGGUGCUGCGGGCUACGGUCAAGGAUAGCGUGUCCUACGGGUAUUCGAGCUGGGGGCUGAGCCAGGACGUGGCGUAUGUGCUGCGGAGGCAGAAGGAGCGCGGUGUAGGCGUCGUUCCGGGGCUCCAGAUGUUGCGGGGCAGCGGCGAGUUCAGUGUGCCGCGGCACUUGACGUUUUUCCCGUCGAAGAGGGGGAGAGCGCGGCUGAGCGGACGCAGGAGGUGA
Molecule: messenger RNA, 1629 nt
Organism: Verticillium alfalfae VaMs.102
Lineage: Eukaryota; Fungi; Ascomycota; Sordariomycetes; Glomerellales; Plectosphaerellaceae
Exons: 1
Coding region: 1-1629 (542 amino acids)
Molecular function (GO): protein binding
Source: RefSeq, a predicted model, not a curated record